Messenger RNA from Micromonas pusilla CCMP1545, 789 nucleotides. RefSeq lists its product as uncharacterized. The record is from RefSeq and is a predicted model, not a curated record. The coding region runs from base 1 to 789 and encodes 262 amino acids. NCBI's taxonomy places the organism in Eukaryota, Viridiplantae, Chlorophyta, Mamiellophyceae, Mamiellales, Mamiellaceae. The transcript has a single exon.
AUGCCGCGCCGCCGCGCCGCCGCGCGGACGCCGACGGUGUCGUCCCGCGCCGUCGUCGCGUCCGCGUCCACCGCGGCGGCGGACGCGAACGCGCCGCUGUUCCCGCACCUCGACCUCGACUUCCGCGCGCGCGUCUCGCCCGCCGAGCUCGCGCGGUGCGUCGCCGCGGCAGCCGUCGUCACCGCCGUGUGCGCGCUCGCGUCGACGCGUCACCCGCUCGCGCGCGCGCUCCUCGCGACGACGCCGCGCGCGGUGCGCGUCGCGUGGGCGCUGGCGACGUUCGUCGUCGCGCUGUUCGUCGCGCGAUGGAUCGCGCUCGAGGCGAAAGAGCAAGCGCGGCUCGUCGCCGCGGAGGACGCCGCGGACGAGGACAGCGCGUUCGCGGCCGUCGACGGCGUCGGCAUCGUGCACUACAAGCUCCGCGCGCCGAACAACGACGCGAAGGACGAGACCGACGCGUCUAAGCGAGACGUCGCGACCGUGGUGUCGUGCGUGCACGGGUUCGGCGCGAACGCGUACAGUUUCGAGCGCGCGACGGCGGCUCCGCUCGCCGACGCGUUGAACGCCGUCGUCGUCGCGCACGACAGCCCCGGGUUCGGGCUCACCGAGCGCCCUCGCGAUCUGCGCGCGUACACGCCGAGGGCGAACGCGAAGGUGUGCCGCGCGAUGCUUCGACUCGCGGAGGCGAAGGCGGAGGACGCGACCGGAUCGAGGACGCCCCUGAGGCGCGUUCAUAUAUUACACUGGUCCCCAUACGACCGCGUUGGCGUUGUGAACGCCGAUCCUUAA